This is a messenger RNA of Esox lucius (northern pike), 5378 nucleotides long. It is a transcript of the gene pcdh18b, whose product is annotated as protocadherin 18b. Gene Ontology annotation, molecular function: calcium ion binding. Gene Ontology annotation, biological process: homophilic cell-cell adhesion. Gene Ontology annotation, cellular component: plasma membrane. NCBI's taxonomy places the organism in Eukaryota, Metazoa, Chordata, Actinopteri, Esociformes, Esocidae. The coding region runs from base 1383 to 5126 and encodes 1247 amino acids. The transcript is spliced from 4 exons. The record is from RefSeq and is a predicted model, not a curated record.
UGGGGUUGUCUGAACCUCGCGCCAGAUGGUCCGGUGCCUUUUUAAAGCUCCUGUUGCUCGUGUUUGCUCUCUGAGCGAGAGUCUGAGAAUGCUAAUUUGGAUCAGGGAUGGAAGGUUGUAAGACAGUAUUAUGCACGGGGGGAAAGUGUCCGCCCGCGUGACCCGCGGCGAGGCGCAUUCAGCUCCAGGGAUUCCUUUCAGAUUCGACACACGCGGGACCCUGAUGGAACACACAAUAGUGAAGGCGCGCACCCUCUAUCUUCUACUCUCACUCGGUUAAGUACAAGACUCCGGUUCCACAUUCACUCUCUUCUAUUUCUCUCUCCUCUCUGGCAUCUUGCGGGAUAACGACCAAAUAGUAUCCAGUCUCCGCUGUAACCAACUUGAGUAGGCACCACUAACUAGUAUGUCCAAUGUUUCAUGUUGCGUUCAUUGUUUUCCCAGUGAAAUAGAGUAUGGGCGAACUGUAUACAUUAAUUUCAAAAUAAAUUGUGAGAAUUGUACUGCGGUAAUCGUUCCUCACAGCCUGUGCGUAAAAUGCAAGCAGGGAUAUUUUUGGAAGUAGCAAACCAAGGCAGACCAUUAUGAAAUGUUAUUGCUCAUGGUUAUAGUAUGGGGAAGUUACAAUACUAUUUACGCACAUUCAUUCUGACAGUGACACACUUUUGUGAAUUGCAGCUAUAACAAUAUGCGAGUGUCGAAGCAGCCCUGGGUCAAUCUUUUGGACGUGUUUAAAGUUCGCCAUGAAUAAUCCCCCCCGCAUCCAUUGUUGUGGCACACUUUAAAACUCGGUCUUUGGGUUGGUCCUUCCAGCUUACGGAAUCAAUGCCCUUCUGUGUCGUGAGUGGACAUCCUGGAGGCAGCGAAGCGAUAUACUUGAUUUACGGAGGGGGAAGAGGAGUGGGGGAGGAGGACUGCUGUGGGAACGUUUUUGUGUAUAUGUGAGCUGAGGAAAAAGACGCAGUUUGGGUGAGGGGCGGGCUAUGAGGGCCAGUCUGCCUACGGAGACGAGACAGACGGCUGGAGCGCGCGACAGAGCAGAGCGCACAGCAACACGAGCGGAGCUGCGCCUUUUCUCUUCGCUCAGAUUUCCAGCCACACGCUCAUUCAAACACACAUACGCCGUGCGUGGAUUUAUGCAUCAGAACCGCUUGGAAGAGCAAGAAGUCAGCAUUUGAGUUGUUUUUGGUGUAAAAUCCGAGCGGAAAGAAAACGCUGACCCGAUCAAUAUUGUGUGCUCAGAUCAAAUAUUGCAGCCGAUUUGCACGACUUUUCACCGACCGUGGUUUACUGGAGGAUUAACAUGCCUGACUUUUGAGUGAACAUAUUUUUUUUCAAACCUUGCUCCUAGGUGAAGUGUGGCCCCAGUUCGGGUGCUAAAGAUGGGUGCCAAAAUGAAUACAUCCAAAGGGAAUAUAUUUUUUUCCACUGCACUGUCAUUAUUUUUGGUCACAAUUAUACAGGACGUUUCUGGUAAGAAUUUGAAAUAUAAAGUUUACGAAGAGCAAAAAGUGGGCACGGUGAUUGCAAGGCUAAAGGAGGACGUGGCGGGUGUUCUGUCUAAAUUGCCGAGUUCAGUGUCCUUUCGGUUCCGUGCUAUGCAGCGUGGGAGCCCUCCGUUUCUUUCGGUUCGGGAGGAGGACGGUGAAAUAACCAUAGGGACCAAGAUUGACCGCGAGAAGCUUUGUGAAAAGAACCUCAAUUGUUCCAUCGAAUUUGAUGUUAUAACCCUUCCCACUGAAUACCUUCAGCUUUUCCAUGUCGAGGUGGAAGUCUUGGACAUUAACGAUAACUCGCCACAGUUCUCCCGUGCCAUCAUCCCCAUUGAGAUUUCGGAGAGCGCGUCCGUGGGCAACCGAAUCCCAUUGGACAGUGCCACUGACCCGGACGUGGGCGAUAACUCCCUUUACUCUUAUUCCUUGACGCCGAAUAACUUUUUCAAAAUCGACAUUAGGACCAGAACCGACGGUACCAAGUACGCCGAGCUGGUUGUGGUGAGAGAGCUAGACAGGGAAUUGCUCUCAAGCUUCCAGCUGCAGCUAACGGCUUCGGAUAAUGGAGUUCCCCCGAAGUCCGGCUCUACUUUGCUCAAGAUAAGUAUCUCGGACUCAAAUGACAACAGUCCGGCGUUUGACGAGCAGACGUACGUUAUUAAUCUCCUGGAAAAUUCACCACUCGGGACUCUUCUGAUUGAUUUGAACGCCACAGAUCCAGACGAGGGCACUAACGGUAAAAUAGUUUACUCUUUUAGCAGUCACGUCUCUCCCAAAAUAUUAGAGACGUUUAAAAUGAACCCGGAAAACGGCCAAAUAACUCUGAUGAAAAAAGUGGACUACGAAUCUACGUCAUCCUAUGAGCUGGACGUUCAAGCGCAGGAUUUGGGUCCGAACUCAAUCCCCGGGCUCUGUAAAAUAGUUAUAAAGUUGGUGGAUGUUAACGACAACAAACCGGAGAUCAGCAUUAACCUGAUGACUCCGGGUAAGGAGGAGGUGGCCUACAUAACGGAGGGUGCGCCGGUGGAUACCUUCAUUGCGCUGGUACGUGUGGACGACAGUGACGCAGGGCUCAACGGGGACGUCGUCUGUCGCUUGCACGGCCACGGUCACUUCCGGCUGCAGAAGACCUACGAGAAAAACUACAUGAUCCUGACCAACGUGUCUCUGGACAGAGAGAAGAGGUCGGAGUACAGUCUGACCGUUAUAGCCGAGGACCGUGGCACUCCGAGCCUCUCCACCAUCAAACACUUCACCGUUCAGGUGUUGGAUGAAAACGAUAACCCGCCUCGCUUUGAGAAGAGUCGCUACGAGGUCUUCAAGUCGGAAAACAACUCUCCUGGGGCCUACCUGAUGACCGCAGUGGCGUCUGACCCUGACCUGGGCACCAAUGGUCAGGUGACCUACACGGUUCUGGACACCCUGGUUCAGGGAAGCCCCAUCUCUACCUACGUCACCAUCGACCCAUCCAACGGCGCCAUCUACGCCCUGCGGAGCUUCGACCAUGAGGAUGUUAGCCGCAUCUCCUUCACCAUCCAGGCCCGCGAUGGGGGCAACCCCGCCCUGUCCUCCAAUGCCACCGUCCUCCUGACGGUGCUGGAUGACAACGACAACCCACCCGUCGUCCAGUCCCCGCCCCUGCGGAACCACACGGCCGACCUCCCCCUCUGGAGACACGCCUCCGCCGGUCAGCUGGUCACCGUCAUCAAGGCGACAGACCGCGACACCGGCGCCAACGGGGAGCUGAGUUGUUCCAUCGUCGGGGGCAAUGAGGAAGGCCUGUUCGUGAUGGACGGGCGACGGUGCGAGCUGCACACCAACGGCAGCCUGGGCGGGGUUCCCAAGGACGUGCUGGAGAUUCGGGUGGAGGUGCAGGAUAGGGGCACAACCCGGCUGUCCACCGGGGUCCUGCUUCGCCUCUCACUCCAGGAGAACAUGGACAUCGUGCCGCCAGGCCCCCCCACGGGUCCCAGCCAGCCAUCCCUGGACCUCUCCCUCAUCAUCAUCAUCUCCCUGGGGGCUGUGUGCGCCCUGCUGCUGGUGGUCAUGGUGAUGUUCGCCACGGCACGCUGCAACCGGGAGAAGAAGGAUCCGCGGAACUCGUACAACUGCAGGGUGGCAGAGAACACGUACCAGAACCACCCCAAGAAGCCCGCCCGACAGAUCCACAAGGGGGACAUCACGCUCGUGCCCACCGCCAACGGCACCCUGCCCAUACGGGCGCACCCGCGCUCGCCAUCCGCCUCGCCAGCCCCAGAGAGGGGCACCAUGGGUAGCCGGCAGAGCCACCACAGCCGCCAGUCGCUCAACAGCCUGGUCACCAUCUCCUCCAAUCACGUCGCAGAGAACUUUGCUUUGGAACUGGCCCAUGCCACGCCCCCUGUUGAGCAAGUCUCACAGCUUCUGUCCAUGCUCCAUCAGGGCCAGUACCAACCAAGACCCAGUUUCCGUGGCAACAAAUACACCAGGAGCUACAGGUAUGCCCUGAACGACAUGGACAAGUUCAGCCUGAAGGACAGUGGUCGCGGGGACAGCGAGGCGGGGGACAGUGACUACGAGGCCGGCCGGGAGUCCCCCAUCGACAGGCUCCUGGGUGAGGCCUUUACUGAGCUUUAUCCCCAUGACAACCAACGCAGACCCCAUCCUCAGCACCCACGUGCAGCGAUGAGACUGUGCACCGACGAGUGCCGUGUCCUCGGCCACUCUGACCAAUGCUGGAUGCCUCCGCUGACCUCCCCGGCCUCCGCCGACUACCGCAGCAACCUCUUCAUCCCAGGAGAGGAAGCCCGCCAGCCCAGCGACCCACAGGAACCCCCGCAGCCCAGCGACCCGGCCCGCCCGCACGGCCAGCGCAACAGCCAGAGCUUCUCCACCUUCGGCAAGGACAGCCAGGGGGGGGCGGAGGACGGCGAGGCGGGGGACAGGGGAGAGGAGGUUGACGAGGAGGACCUUUGUGGAACCACCUCCCUGCUGUCGGAGAUGAGCAGCGUGUUCCAGAGGCUCCUCCCCUCAUCGCUGGACGCCUACAUCCAGGUGAGCGAGAGCCAGAAGGGUGGGGCCGGCGCGGUGGGCGGAGGGAUCCCAAUGACGGGGUCGCUGGACAGGAGGAGGGGUCAGCUGCCUGGUAAGCCCAGUGCUGCCGCCCACCAACAGGGCGUGGCAGCGUGGGCCGCCAACACGCACUUCCAGAAUCCCGGCUCGAGCAUCGGACCCUCGGGUCACCCGCACCCCCAGAAUGGCAGCUACCACACCCUGAAACCCAGCACCAAGCUCAGCCCCCAGGGCAACCACCACAACCUGGCUGUCCCCAAAAACAGCCCCCAGAACGGGCAAGGACCCCACGCCCCGACCCCCAAAAACAGCCCUCUCCUCACCGCCCUCGUCAGCCCUACACUGGUGGCCCCUUCCUCAGUCCAGGCCCCGAACCCUGCCCCCCCCCCGGGGCCGUGCGGCAAGUGGCUGCCGGCCAUGGAGGAGAUACCAGAGAACUACGAGGAGGACGACUUUGACUCUGUUUUGGGGCAGCUGGGACAACUACAGGGGAAGAGGAGCGACAGUCGUCACGAGCUAAUGGACGCCAGCGAGCUGGUGGCCGAGAUCAACAAACUCCUACAGGAUGUCCGGCAGAGCUAGACAUCCCUGUUAAAUACCUUCUGCUCACCCCCUCUGAACUCUGACCUCCAGCUCCCUGACUUCCUGUCAGGGGUCCUGCCAUAUUUACGGAGGUGGAGAGGUGGAGUCUGGGUAGGAGAAAAGUAAAAUAGAAACAGAAGACAUAGACCUGCAAUUGUCGUUAAAGUUGCAUUUCUGACGUAUUUGUGUUUUGUGAAUGCUAAGUAUCCAAAUGAGUUUUUUAUUUUCUGGUUUGGUACACAAUGUACACAA